Prorocentrum cordatum is the source of this 429-nucleotide messenger RNA. Lineage: Eukaryota; Dinophyceae; Prorocentrales; Prorocentraceae. The record is from the annotation of a GenBank genome assembly.
AUGGCCGGCGCGCGGCCGCGCAGCGUGGGCGCCUCUGGGCGGCCCAGGACUGCCCCCACGGGCGGCGUCGCCGCCAGGGCUCCCGUGCCAGGGCGGGCGGAUGCAGCGAGCGCCAGCUUCGUGGGUUUCGAGAGGUUCGUGGCCCAGCGACCGGAGGUCUUCGCGCUGCUGGUGCAGCUGCUUAUCCCCCUCGCGACGGAGGGAGCGCGGCUGAUGUCAGAGGAGAUGCAGGUCGCGGCCAAGUGUUUGCCGCACCGCACCGCCGAGAUGCGCAUGGGCGUGAUGAAGAAGGCGCAGAAGCGGCAGCGGGGCUGCUUGGACGAGCUGCACAGGACGUUCACGCUCCAGCACCAGCACCUGCUCAAGUCGCGGGCCCAGAUCCGGUCCAGGUCCGUCUGCCUCGGGCUCUCCGGCGGAGCGGGCCCCUGA